Molecule: messenger RNA, 488 nt
Organism: Rhagoletis zephyria (snowberry fruit fly)
Lineage: Eukaryota; Metazoa; Arthropoda; Insecta; Diptera; Tephritidae
Source: RefSeq, a predicted model, not a curated record
AUGAAAUUGCCCGACAAUAACACGAAGGCUGACAAAUUGUAUCCUCAUACGGUUGAUAUGUACACAGGGACUGCUGAUGUCUGGACAAAGUGUUUUGAAUCCACACCAAGUGGCUACAAUAGCUACAACUGUGAAAAAUGUGGUCUGUACUCGACUCCUCAAAGCACAGUGUGGCUGAAUUUAAAAUUGAUCUGGGAGCAUGGCUUUAAUCAUUUACAAGAUGCCAUACCAUCCGAUUGGAAAUCAACCCAAUGCAUAAAGUGUCACUCUCAGUGCACCCUCAAACAGAAAUAUACAAAUCAUCUCUUCAUCGAAGCAGACGCUCGACCGGGACCAAGUGACAAGCCAGCGAAACACAUGUUAAGCGACUUCCCGAGAACAAUCACACUCAAUUGUUCUAUAUACAGGUUGCGAGGAGUAAUUGGCCAUCAACCAGGCAGUGCGAAAAAUUCGCAUUUUAUAGCAUACUGUUAAAGGUCUCGUUGGAG